UCUUACAAAAAAAACCACUAAAAAAACACAUUCCUAAACAAACAAACAAAAUCACAAAUUAAUAUUAUUGUAUUUGUGAUUUUGACUCUUUAGAAUUCCAUCGGCAGCAUAGAAUCAUCAGCAACUCCGACCAAACUACGAAACCCAACAAAACGAAUUUUAAAUGGAACGCUGGAGUAGAGUUUUGAGAGUCCCGUUGCUUUCUAACAGCGAGACAUUCCUUAGAGUUGGUGCAUCUCUUUGCCUUUCUUCUGAAAUAGGAACUUUGAGUGUGCCUAUAGCAAAUGCAAUCUUUUUCUGUGGUGAUCGAGUUGAAAGGACCAGUAACCCAGUGAUUGAGAAACUUUCAGAUUUACAGAAACUAUCUGAAAUUAUCGUGUCCAAAUUUGGUCCUUUCAUAAAUGCUUGGGUUAUUGAAGCUUCUGUUUUCAAUGGACCGUUUGCUGUCUAUAAGGACUUUAUACCAUCUGUGAAUCAAUAUGGAGAGCCAAGGUCGUACCAUCCAACUGGAUUCCCGGCAUCUACAUCAACCGUCUCACUUCUAUCUAAUUGCCUUCAAGAAGUAAAAAAAAUCAUUUCAGAAAGGCAAGUAGACACUCCUUCCUGUUGUUUUCAUCAGCCAAAGACAAUCAUCCUUGGAUUUAGCAAAGGUGGAACAGUACUUAAUCAGAUAGUUACUGAACUUGGCUUUGCAGAUAUUGGAUCUAAUGUGAAUUCAGUUGAUGAGGAGAUUUCCAUAGUACCUCAAACAAAGGAAGCCUUACUGAACAGCAUCAGUGAGAUUCAUUAUGUUGAUGUUGGUUUGAACUCAACUGGUGCAUACUUAACAAACCAUGAUGUAUUUGAGAGAAUCUCUAAAAGGCUCAUACAAGGAGCACGUAAACUCCGCUUUGUCCUUCAUGGAACGCCGAGACAAUGGACUGACGAGCAGCGAGACUGGAUACGGAAGGAAAAGGAUAAAAUGUUGCUUCUUCUUGAAUUGGAAGCCAGCAAGAGCAAGGGGAAGUUAGAAGUUUUAUCAAGGUAUUAUUUUGCUGAUAAGCUUCCAAAUAUGCAGAUGCACUUUGAAAUAAUUGAAAGCUUAGAUGUAAGUUAGUACACUACCUAGGUCUCCUGAAAUGUCUUACUUAUAUGGUGUUUUGCUGAAUAUAUGGGGCAUCUACUUUUAAAAUCCACCAACAUUACUAUCAGUGUACUUACUGGGUCUAAGAAAGUUAGGAGAACCCUUGUGGAGAAAUUGUUGAUGACAUGGGUGCUGGCUUGGUCGAUAGUAUCUUUGUGGAUCUUCUGUUGUACGAGCUUACAAGUCACUGACAAGAGGAAAGAAACUCUUACUAGCAUGUGUCAUGAAAAAGCUAUGAUGCUACAAGAUCCGUUUAAUUUUAUUAUGAACCAUAUUCAAGCCAUAUCUAUGCGGACACUAACUUUCCAUUAUGCCGAAAAGUUCCUCUGCCAUUGACCAGGUACCUAAUCGCUCUUCACUGUCCUGUAAAUCAGAAUCUAAUUCAAUUGUGUACUAUUUAGUAGCUUUAUCUUUUCCCUGUGAAAUGGCUUCUGCAUAUGUGUAUUUUUACUAAUCAGGAUGAUUGUAAAUAUAUCGUGUGCUGCUCGGAUGAUUAUCUUUGGAACAAUUAUUUUCUCUACAAAACUAGUUUAACAGACGAUUCUCAAUUGUGAACAAAUGUUAAUACAGUUUGCAAAGAGUUGAUUCAUACCUCGCAAGAGCGUGAGUUCAACUCCUGUUAUAUGAGAAGCUCUUUGGUGGAUAAUCAGUUAGUAUGUACUAACCUUCAUGAGUCGCAACAACAACUCAAGAAGAAUAUGGAUUCAAACAGAGCAAAAA
Messenger RNA from Medicago truncatula (barrel medic), 1843 nucleotides. RefSeq lists its product as uncharacterized. The record is from RefSeq and is a predicted model, not a curated record. The transcript is spliced from 4 exons. Lineage: Eukaryota; Viridiplantae; Streptophyta; Magnoliopsida; Fabales; Fabaceae. Gene Ontology annotation, cellular component: mitochondrion. The coding region runs from base 164 to 1096 and encodes 310 amino acids.